AUGAAGUUCUACUCUGUUGCUCUCGCCAUUAUGGUCGCCUGUUCGACCCAAGCCGUCGCUGCCCGCGGUCUUCAGAAGUGGUGCGGUCACCCCGGUCAGGGCUGCUACAUGAUGAAGCGCACCGCCGACGUUACUGGCGACGUUAAGCGUUCCGCCGAUGCCCUUGCCGAAGCUAUGGCUGAGGCUCACCCCGCUGCUCUUCAGAAGUGGUGCGGUCACCCCGGCCAGGGCUGCUAUAAGGUUAAGCGUGCUGCUCUCGCUGUUGAUGAGGUUAAGCGCUCUGCUGAGGCUCUUGCCGAUGCUAUGGCUGAUCUUGAUGAUGAGGAGUAG
This is a messenger RNA of Penicillium waksmanii, 330 nucleotides long. Its product is annotated as mating alpha-pheromone PpgA. Lineage: Eukaryota; Fungi; Ascomycota; Eurotiomycetes; Eurotiales; Aspergillaceae. The record is from RefSeq and is a predicted model, not a curated record. The transcript has a single exon. The coding region runs from base 1 to 330 and encodes 109 amino acids.